Messenger RNA from Pangasianodon hypophthalmus (striped catfish), 2169 nucleotides. RefSeq names its product cytochrome P450 2J2. NCBI's taxonomy places the organism in Eukaryota, Metazoa, Chordata, Actinopteri, Siluriformes, Pangasiidae. The coding region runs from base 103 to 1581 and encodes 492 amino acids. The record is from RefSeq and is a predicted model, not a curated record. Gene Ontology annotation, biological process: xenobiotic metabolic process. The transcript has 9 exons. Gene Ontology annotation, cellular component: intracellular membrane-bounded organelle; cytoplasm. Gene Ontology annotation, molecular function: oxidoreductase activity, acting on paired donors, with incorporation or reduction of molecular oxygen, reduced flavin or flavoprotein as one donor, and incorporation of one atom of oxygen; iron ion binding; heme binding.
UGCACAGCUGUAGACAUAUUAGGUUGAGAUAUACUAGAGAACUUUCCAAAUACUUGAUGCUCUAGGUUACUCCAAAUAAUCUUUCCUUGGGGCAAGAUAGCUAUGAUUUUUUAUUCCUUAUACGAGCUGUUCACCCUUAAAGAGUGGGUGAUUUUCACUGCAUUUCUCUUGUUUGUUAUUCAUGUUAUUUGGAACAAAAAUUCCCCUAACUUUCCUCCUGGACCUCUGCCUUUGCCUUUCCUGGGAAAUGUCUUUACAGGAGGUGACUAUAUAACUAUGAAUAAGUUAGCAGAAAGGUAUGGAAAUAUUUUCAGUCUCAGGAGAGGUACUACCAAAAUUGUGUAUGUUUCUGGAUAUAAGCUGGUGAAAGAAGCUCUUGUCAUUCAAGGAGAAAGCUUUGCUCGUUGUGUAUCACCUUUAUUUGAUGAAAUUUACAAAGGCAGAGGUCUGUCAUUUACCAAUGGCUACUCAUGGAAGAAGCACCAACAAUUUUCUGUUAGUUACAUCAAGAACUUUGGAGAGGGAAGAGAGACUCUACAGCAAAAAAUCCAGCAGGAAUGCUACUUCCUGUGUGAAGCAUUCAAGCAGGAACAGGGCUGUCCAUUCGACCCUCUCGUCAAAAUCAAUAAUGCAGUAGCCAAUGUGAUCGGCACCCUGGUGUUUGGGCAUCGCUACGAGUAUGAUGACGUUCAAUUUCACAAACUUCUACGCAUGAGCGCAGAGUCGGUGUAUCUCACUGGCUCUGUGUGGAAUGAGUUGUAUGAUGCAUAUCCAAGCAUAAUGAAAAUCUUACCAGGACCUCAUCACACUAUAAUAGCAAACUAUCGCAGACUGGCAGCCUUUUUGGGAGAGAAGACUGAGAAACACAAACAGGACCAGGACCCGAAUGAGCCUAGAGAUUAUAUCCACUCCUACUUAACAGAAAUUGAGAAGAGGAGAAAUGACAAGGAAGCCCAGUUUAACACAGACAACUUGCAGUGGUGUAUGGUGGACCUGUUUGAGGGAGGAGCAGAGACAACAACUAACACCCUACGCUGGGCUCUGCUGUACAUGAUAAAAUAUCCACUGAUACAAGAGAAAGUCCAGGAGGAGAUUGAACGUGUGAUUGGACAGACACGUUUCCCCACUAUGGCAGACAAAGCAAACAUGCCCUACACCAAUGCUGUCCUUCAUGAAGUGCAGAGGAAAGGUGAUAUUGUCCCACUGAAUAUGGCCAGGGUGGCCACAAAAGACACUAUACUGGGAGGAUAUUUGGUACCAAAGGGAACCGUAAUGAUUACCAACCUCUCUUCUGUGCUGCAUGAUAAAAAUGUGUGGGAAACACCAGACACCUUCAACCCAGAGCACUUUCUGGACUCAGAGGGCCAUUUCCGCAGGAGAGAUGCUUUCCUUCCGUUCUCUGCAGGUAAGAGGAUGUGUCCUGGUGAGUACCUGGCUCAUGUGGAACUGUUCCUUCUCUUCACCUGCCUGCUGCAGAAAUUUACGUUUAACCCUCCCCCUGGAGAAGAGCCCUGUGUGGACAGUCAGCUGGGCUUUACUAAGGUUCCCAUGCCAUAUAAGUUGUGCGCCUCCCCGCGAUGAAGUCAUGGACAGAUUUGUAGGCACACCUGAAAACAUGGUUAGUAUGAAAACAUGGUUAGUAUGAAAACAUGGUUAGUAUGCAUGAAAUGAAAGUACUUUAAUAAGUUACUUAGGCAGUGUGUUACAGCGUGUGUCUUUGAAGGAAGUUUUGAAUCUAACUUAAUUUUGGAAUUAUUAGCAAUAAUCAUGAAGUACUUACUAAACAUAAUAAAUUGGUCAUUCAGCUUGGCUCAUUUUGGAAAGUUUUUUUUUUAAGACAGCUGUUGUUAAGCUACUCCUUGACCCACCCAGCCUCUCCUAUUACUCCCCAAUCUCCAACACACCAUUUCUAUCUGAGUUUGAAGAAAGUUAUUAGCUCCUAAGAAUGUGUGUCUCUAUCCUUGAGUGAGUGAAUAUGUACGUUCUUGGCCUGUUGAAGAUCUGUUGUAAUCCUAGCAACAUGGAAAGAUUUCAGGUGCAGUGUAUGAAAGAAGAAAUGAUUAAUCAUUGACUUUGCUGGAUGAUAUUUAGCAUGUGUUAGAUACUCUUUGGACUGUGCAGAAUGCCUAUGAGUGUGAGUGUACAGGAAUAAAGAGCACCAUCUCUGCA